Molecule: messenger RNA, 2124 nt
Organism: Leptidea sinapis
Lineage: Eukaryota; Metazoa; Arthropoda; Insecta; Lepidoptera; Pieridae
Gene: C15
Product: T-cell leukemia homeobox protein 3
Exons: 3
Coding region: 216-1268 (350 amino acids)
Biological process (GO): regulation of transcription by RNA polymerase II; animal organ development
Cellular component (GO): nucleus
Molecular function (GO): DNA-binding transcription factor activity, RNA polymerase II-specific; RNA polymerase II cis-regulatory region sequence-specific DNA binding
Source: RefSeq, a predicted model, not a curated record
UUACGUGGAGGAGGGGUUGCUCAUUGGCGCGUUCUCAAAUCUUAUUGACAUUGUGUUGUGAUACGCCACGGGUGGUUGGUCAGCAGCAUUGCGCGCGUAAUUCAAAAUUCGAAUCGGCCACAGACUGCGAAAUAUAAUUCCUCAUUUGACGAGUUCUAAUUUCAAAAAUGUUUUCUUUUUUGUGAAUACUAUAGUGCCAUUAGUGUUUCAUUAAAAUGUCUUCCGUGCAUUCUGAUGAGGACCAAGAGGAGAUCAACGUUGAUUCGGACAGUAGGCUAUCAGGGAACUGUGACAGGAGUAUAGCAUCUGAAGAUCAUGACUCGGAUAGCUUCCACGACAGAUACCGAGAUUCACCCAGCGAGCAUAUGACAAAUACACAACAGCGAGUGAAUCUACCAUUUAGUAUACAUAGACUUUUAGGUAAACAAUUUGAAGAGUUAGAUAAACGUCGGAAUUCUCGUGAAAGUGAUGACAGAAGUGAUCAGGACACAGAGUCGGAGAGUGCUAGAGAUGAAGGCAAGGAUAGCCUGCCAUUGCAUUUCGGUCAUAACCCUGGACUUUAUCAUAACUCGGGUUUGCUUCUGAGACCUGGAUUAGGCAUAGGGGGUGGCUAUGGGUUUAGUAACCCUGGAGUUGUUAGAGUCCCGGCGCAUAGAGCUCUUGGUGCUUUAAGUGCGUGGGGAGUGGCUUUGGAUCCAAUGAGACAGGCGGCAGCUGCGGCGUUUGCACAUCAAGUAGUUAAGGAUAGACUAAAUGCAUCGUUCCCAAUAACGAGGCGGAUUGGACAUCCAUAUCAGAACAGAACGCCGCCGAAGCGCAAGAAACCUCGCACUUCCUUCACUAGACUUCAAAUAGCUGAACUGGAGAAGAGAUUCCAUAAGCAGAAGUACCUGGCGUCUGCUGAGAGAGCUUCGUUAGCUAAGACUUUGAAAAUGACGGAUGCUCAAGUGAAAACGUGGUUUCAGAACAGAAGGACAAAAUGGAGACGUCAAACAGCCGAAGAACGGGAGGCUGAGCGACAAGCGGCCAAUCGUCUGAUGUUAUCGCUUCAAGCAGAGGCCCUGAGUAAAGGCUACAUGCCAGAACCACCAGCUGGCGCACCGCUUUCAGCGCUCCAUUAUCAGAACGCACCAAGUUCAGCACCACCUCCGAACACCGCUUUAAGCGCUUUACAGAACUUACAACCGUGGGCAGGGAAUCAAGGGACGUUUGUAACAGCGCCACCGCCAUCGACACAUCCGCCGGCUGUGGCUUCACCAAUAUGUUGAAGUUUUGUUGCGAACAAAGUAUUAUAAGUAUUCUCAUAAUAGAUAAAGUAUUUAGAAAAUCAAGUGAAAAAAUAAAAAAAGCAAUUAGGUAGUUUUAUGAAAGAAUGAUCCAAGUGAAACAUUUUUCAUAUAAUAACAUAUUAAUGUCAGCAAAAAAAACUUAUUUAUAUAUUAUGCCUUACAUAUUCAUAAAAUAAAAAUAUAAUGUAAUAAAAAAAACUUUUGCACGGGUUCGAACCUACUUUGCCUCUGUGAGCCCAGAGCUUAAAUCUGGCGCCUCAGACCGCGCGGCCAAACUGGCUUAAAAGCAGUAGUUGAAAUUAAUGAUACAACUUCACCCCUACUAUAAUCGAUUGAUUGCGAAUUGUAAUGCGACAUGCGAUAGAUGGGCGAAAAACAAUUAAGGCGAUGUAAUUAAGGUUUCACUUUAAAAUUAUAAAAAAAAAAAAAAACAACUUUAAAUAUAUUUGAAAAAAUGUAAAUAACUAACGAUCACGAUUUUGGGAAAUUAGCAAGAUAUAAGAUAGCCCCAUUUUCUUAUAUUUAUUAUGAUAUACUAAAUAUUUAUAGUAUACCCUUUUAAGAACGGUUAUCGUUAAAAUCAGUUCUUGUAGCAAAUUGUGAAUUUUUUUUUUAUUUGAGUAUAUCGCAAAACAUAAAUGAUACGUGUAGAUUCAGGUAACUAAUUCUUAGCUUCAUUACUUAAAUAAUUAUAUUUAAAAAUUUAGAAUAAAACAUAACUGUAAAUAAGUCUUAAAUGAAAACAGUAUUAUAAAUUAAUUAUAUUGACUUAGAAUAAGUACUAAUAUUCCAUAUAAUAUGUGUCGACAUAGUUGUAUUAAAUUUAAUUUGAUUG